CUACCUGCAUCACAUUUUGCCUGAUUGUAGUCCAUAUGUAGGCAACAGGUACAAAUAUGGACUAGCCUUUAUAACUAAUAAUAAUGGAGGCUACAGAUGUAUUGGUGAUUAGGCCACAUCAGGACCACAAUAUGACAUAACCCAGCUGCAGCCAAUUAUGCAAUGCAUGCCUUUCUCAGAUGCAGGUGGUAGCUAAAGUACUCAGGGCCCUAUUAAAUCCCACUCCACUUCCUCCCUUACCUUCACUGAGCUCAACUGGAAUUAAAGGCCACCUGACUGCAGGCGUUCAGCUUGAACAAGCCCUUUGGUUUGCACAGCUGUGGUGAACCAUGAGAGAGGAGAAAUGGUUGAUCACAUUCCGUGUUAUUUUUUAAUACAUGCUCUUAUGGAUCAUUUAUUGCCCGUGGUUUGGCUUAGACUUCAAUUUGUCCUGCCAUUGCUGACUCUUGUAAGCGUCAGCUGUUCUGGAAUAAGAUAGCUGAGAUUGAUAAUGAUCCUUGUUUGAGGCCUGCUCUCUCAGCCCCGUCUGACCCUAUAGUAAAGUGACACCACCAGACACUAUCUGAGGUCAAGAGGGAGCGGCGCAUCAUAGCCUGUUCGGGUGUGAGGGGCCACCGAGAGAGAGAGAGAGUGUGAGACUUGGAGGUAUAGGCUUCCACUGACUGCUUACGGAGUAUAUUGGUCAACAUUAACAGAAGAUGGAUGAUAUGAAUGGCUUCAUCAUCAAUGAAAAAUGACAUGAUCUAUACAAGACCACGAGACAGGGAGGUGAAGGAGAAAUGGUGUGAUGCACCUUUAACAGUAGAGGUCCUAGAAACUGCAGCUGGCUUAACUAGAUUAGAGUUAAUUCGAUUGGAGGACGUCUUGUGAUGGCUCUGUAGAUGUGCCCUAAUCAGCAGGAGGACAAGGAGGAUGAGAGGGAUGAAGGCUCACAUUUAACAUUCAUAUAUGGACAAUGGUGUGGCCUUUGUCUCUGUUAUAAGCCAAGUCAGAGUGAGAGGACUCCAUACAAGGAGCCAAGAGGUCCGUUUGGAUUCGUAUUCCACAGAUCGUUUUCUUAACACAAGAGACUUGGUCCACAGAAAAGUCUGCACUCUGCAACUUAAGGCCCAACACCAUGACGGAACACCAGGAGCAGAAUGACGAGGGAGUCCUCAUCUCAACACAGGACCUGGAGACCUCAAAACACCAGGAUACUCAAGGAGGCCAUCCACAGUUCAGGUUGAUUGACGACCUGUCAUAUGAAGAUGUGAAGAAAUGCUACAGGGGUUCGACUGUCAGCAAGUACAACUCGCAGUACCACAAACUCUUCCAGUGCGUUCCGAAGGACGAGAUCCUGAUGAAAGUAUACUCCUGCGCUCUGCUCCGAGACAUCCUGCUGCAAGGACGUCUUUAUAUCUCCAGGAACUGGCUGUGUUUCUAUGCCAACCUCUUUGGCAAGGACAUCAAGGUUGCUAUCCCCGUGGUCUCUGUGAGGCUGGUAAAGAAGCACAAAACAGCAGGUCUGGUGCCCAACGGCCUCGCCAUCACCACAGAUACCAGUCAGAAGUAUGUCUUUGUGUCUCUGCUGUCCAGGGACAGUGUGUAUGAUGUGCUCCGGAGGAUCUGCACACACCUUCAGGUCAAUGGGAAGAGUCUGAGCUUGAAACACUACAUGGAGGUUCCCCAUACCUUAUCUCUGGAUGAGUUCCCGGUGGCGGAUGAGUUCCCGGGGGCGGAUGAGUAUCCUCCGGUGCUGAAGUGGAGGAGAAAACCCUCUGUGGUGUCCGUGUCCUCGUCCCUCCCUGACCUCCUGGGUAGCUCCACCGGUAGCCUGACUGCGGUGGACUCCUCCUUCCAGACAGAACAGCCUCUGGAAGACCGGGGCUCAGAGACAGAGAAGAUCCUACUAACAGAGCCUGUUCCAGAGCUGGGCCCGAUGGAGUAUCAGCUUCUCAAGUUCUUCAUCAUACUAAUCAUCCUCCUCAUCCUGUCUUCCUGUUACCUGGCCUUCCGUGUCUGCAGCCUGGAGCACCAGCUGUCCUUCCUCAACAACCCAACACGCCCCCCCCGAGAGAGGAUUUUACUUCACUGUAGACUAGAAGAGGGCAAACCCCCAACUCCACCAUUUUGUUGUAGGUCAGAGACAAUGGCAGGUGAAAGACAAUGGCAGGUGAAAGACAAUGGGCAGGCCGAUUGAAGAGCCAGAAAACUACACUCAAACCAAUUGUGGAUGGACUGAAAAGCCAGAGAUUGGUGGAAAUGGCUGGGAGUCAGGACUGGGAAGGACUCUGAUUGGUGGAGGGAUAGGUGGAAAUGGUUGGGAGUCAGGACUGGGAAGGACUCUGAUUGGUGGAGGGAUUGGUGGAAAUGGUUGGGAGUCAGGACUGGGAAGGACUCUGAUUGGUGGAAAUGGCUGGGAGUCAGGACUGGGAAGGACUCUGAUUGGUGGAGGGAUUGGUGGAAAUGGCUGGGAAGGACUCUGAUUGGUGGAGGGAUUGGUGGAAAUGGUUGGGAGUCAGGACUGGCAAGGACUCUGAUUGGUGGAGGGAUUGGUCUGAUGGUUUUAAUGGAAGAUUUCUGGACAUGUUCGCCAACAUUAGAGUCAACUGUGUUUUUUCCCUCCUGUCAACUCAACCAGGAAUGAACUACAGGACUUCAGAGAAAAGUCAAAACCAGUCAUCUUUCAGAAAUAUAUAUAUAUAUAUGGGGUACUUUCAAGGAAAGGAUUUGGAUGCAUUAACACACUGACAGUGGAAGAAGCCAAUAUCGUUGGCUUUACAGAAUUUAAAUUUAACUUAUUUUUUUAUUUUAAUUUUAUUUUACUAGGCAAGUCAGUUAAGAACAAAUUCUUAUUUUCAAUGACGGCCUAGGAACAGUGGGUCAACUGCCUGUUCAGGGGCAGAACGACAGAUUUUUUACCUUGUCAGCUGGGGAAUUUGAACUUGCAACCUUCUGGUUACUAGUCCAACGCUCUAACCACUAGGCUACCUGCCGCCUAGUGGUUAGGAUCAGUCUACUAUUUCAAAUGUUCAUCGUCAUCAAUGAAGUCUAACUAUGAUGCCAUUCUAACAGGCAUGUUAUUCCUGGAAACCGGUGCAAUACAAUUAUGCAAAAUAUCCAGCCUAGACUGACUUUUUAAAUGUUGAAAUAUUGUCCUUUAACUCUGUUUGUUAUCAUGACACCACAGGUAUAUGUUUACCAUAAUGGGUAGGAUGGUACUUUUUCAUGUCUGAAAAAUAUAGUUUAGUAUAACAUCUUGUCUUUUGUUUUAAUUUGUAUAAAUGCCAGUUGUCAGCUUUGUAUUGUAAGCUACCUUUAGCCAGACACAAUGUGUCACAGUGAGUGAUCAGUCUCCUAUCUAAAUACUGAACACAGUCGUCUGAAUGACUAAACAAUGAAGACAUGGACUGAAGUGAACUUAAAGUGAACAGAUUCAACUUAAAAGUUCAAUCUGCAUUUCAGUCGGGAAGAAAACUAGCCAAAGAUUUAUAGUCAUUUUACUCAAUGUCUGAACAGAUGCAUUAAGAACAAACACACCCCACGUUGAUUAUUACAGUAAUAUUGUUGAGGAAACAGAGAUGCAGUAUGUAGGGUAUACUUUACUACUAUAACCAUCAGUAUGUCUUAUCUGGUCUGUUUUGGGUCUAAACACAUCUGCAGCUAUGUAAUAGUGGUCACUGAUCUUCAGUCAAUGGUGAAAGAACAAACUGUCCCUGUAGACUCUGAGAACAGAUGAAUCCUGUAACACCCCUGAACAACCCAUUACAGGACUAACACUGUACAACAUAACUGUGAAGGUUACUAAUAAACAGCCAUUUGAUCUUGAGAUGGUGUCACCUUUUUGGAAAACUCACCUGUCUUCACCGACGCAUGUACCAAGAGGUACUUUAUAUGUCCACCUCUUUCAGGGGCCAGCAGCAUUACCACCCUGCAUCCCACUGCUGGCUUGCCUCUGAAGCUAAACAGGGUUGGUCUUGGUUGGUCCCUGGAUGGGAGAACAGAUGCUGAUGGAAGUGGUGUUGGAGGGCCAGUAGCAGGUUCUCUUUUCUCUGGUCUAAACAAAAUGUCCCAAUGCCUCAGGGCAGUGAUUGUGGACAUUGCCCUGUGUAGGGUGCUGUUUUUCGGAUGGGAUGUUAAACCGGUUUCCUGACUCUGGUCACUAAAGAUUCCACAGCCCAUAUUGUAAGAAUAGGGGUGUUAACCCCAGUAUCCUGGCUAAAUUCCCAAUCUGACCUUCAUACCAUCAUGGACACCUAAUCAUCCCCAGCUUCCAAUUGG
Molecule: messenger RNA, 4260 nt
Organism: Oncorhynchus gorbuscha (pink salmon)
Lineage: Eukaryota; Metazoa; Chordata; Actinopteri; Salmoniformes; Salmonidae
Product: GRAM domain-containing protein 2A-like
Exons: 14
Coding region: 1118-2179 (353 amino acids)
Biological process (GO): regulation of store-operated calcium entry
Cellular component (GO): extrinsic component of cytoplasmic side of plasma membrane; organelle membrane contact site; endoplasmic reticulum membrane
Molecular function (GO): phosphatidylinositol-4,5-bisphosphate binding
Source: RefSeq, a predicted model, not a curated record